Lachancea meyersii CBS 8951 is the source of this 336-nucleotide messenger RNA. The record is from the annotation of a GenBank genome assembly. Lineage: Eukaryota; Fungi; Ascomycota; Saccharomycetes; Saccharomycetales; Saccharomycetaceae.
AUGAAGUAUUUGGCCGCUUAUUUGUUGCUUGUUCAAGGUGGUAACACCGCUCCUUCCGCUGCUGACAUCAAGUCUGUGAUCGAGGCUGUCGGUAUCGAAGCCGAGGAAACCAAGAUCAACGCUUUGUUGGCUUCUUUCGAGGGCAAGGGCUCCAUCGAGGAGAUCAUUGCCGAAGGUCAAACCAAGUUGGCUUCCGUGCCAGCUGGUGGUGCCGGUGCUGCUGCCCCAGCUGGCGGUGCUGCCGCCGGUGGCGCCGCUGCCGAAGCCGCUGAGGAGGCCAAGGAAGAGGAGAAGGAGGAAUCCGACGACGACAUGGGUUUCGGUUUGUUCGACUAA